AUGGCAUCAAACAACCUACCUUUAAAUCCACCAUUCACUUUCACUGAUGAAAAUUACCAAAUCUGGUGUUUGAAGAUGCAAGAUUUUUUGGAAGCCUAUGAACUUUGGGAAACUGUGACAGAAGAUAAACCACUUACUGCUCUACGAGCAUUUCCUACCUUCGCUCAGAUAAAAUCCAACAACGAAGAGAAGGCAAAGAAAUCUAAAACCAAGUCGCUUAUGCAGAAUGCUGUGGAAGAUAAUGUUUUUUACAGAAUCAUGGCUUGUAAAACUGCAAAAGAGGCUUUGGAUAGGUUGAAAGAAGAAUAUCAAGGCAGCGAUAGAACACGUCAAAUGCAAGUGUUGAACCUGAAAAGAGAGUUUGACUCCUUGAAUAUGCAGGAGGAUGAAACUAUCAGUAAGUAUGCUGAUCGAAUCUCCUUAAUUGUUAAUAACAUUAGACUUCUUAGUGAAGAAUUUACAGAUAAACGAAUUGUGGAGAAAUUUCUUGUGACUCUUCCUGAGAGAUUUGAAUCUAAGAUUUCCUCUAUUGAAGAAUCCAAGAACCUGAGCAAACAUUCAUUAGGAAAGCAACAAUUCCACCAAAAGAAUAAGGGCAAGCAUGAUGGAGGAAACAAUAGUGGAGAUGUGAAGCAGAAGUUCCCUCCUUGGAAAUAUUGUAAAAGAAAUACACAUCUGGAGAAGUAUUUUUGGUGGAGAGUCGGUGCUAUAUGCGACAACUGUAAGCAGACGGGACACGUAUCCAAGCUCUGCAAAUCAAUAGCGAAGGCCUCUGGUGCUUUGCAAGCACAAGUAGCAGAAGCUGCCGAUGCACGUGAAGAGAAACUAUUUGCAGUUUCAUACUUUUAA
This is a messenger RNA of Solanum pennellii, 849 nucleotides long. RefSeq lists its product as uncharacterized. Lineage: Eukaryota; Viridiplantae; Streptophyta; Magnoliopsida; Solanales; Solanaceae. The transcript is spliced from 2 exons. Bases 1 to 849 code for a protein of 282 amino acids. The record is from RefSeq and is a predicted model, not a curated record.